Molecule: messenger RNA, 516 nt
Organism: Strongylus vulgaris
Lineage: Eukaryota; Metazoa; Nematoda; Chromadorea; Rhabditida; Strongylidae
Source: the annotation of a GenBank genome assembly
AUGCUUGUUGCCCGUCCAGAUUGCCCUGCCAUCAGCCUUAAAGAUAUAGAACCCUUUGCAGCAUCUUCACAUGUCAUUCCAUUCCUAGCGAUGUCUAGCAAGCGAACGUGUCUGGUCUGUGCAGGACCGACGGUCCUACUCUUGACCCUGAUUGUGGGUUCAACCGCAGCGGAAAAGUAUUUACUGUAUCAUGUACGGCCGAAUGACGCAAGAGGAAUGCGAGAGUUGCGAAAAUUGCAAAUGGAGGAUCAUAAGUAUCAGGUAGAUUUCUGGAAAGAGCCGAAUCACAUAACCGACUUCGCCGACAUUAUGAUCUCAUCGAAAAAUGCGCUCGCUAUGGAACGUCUAUUUGGACGAGCCAAUAUCACUUUUGAAAUUCGUGUACCAGACGUGGAAAAGUUAAUUAUUCGAAACGAACGAACUACCAAAAAACGGAAAACAUAUGGACGUGAUGGACGUUUACAUGACGAUCCAAUUCUGGACAGUGAGCGUAAGUACCUUAAAGGGAUAGCUUGA